Oppia nitens is the source of this 3034-nucleotide messenger RNA. RefSeq names its product furin-like protease 1, isoforms 1/1-X/2. Bases 38 to 3010 code for a protein of 990 amino acids. NCBI's taxonomy places the organism in Eukaryota, Metazoa, Arthropoda, Arachnida, Sarcoptiformes, Oppiidae. Gene Ontology annotation, molecular function: serine-type endopeptidase activity. The transcript is spliced from 11 exons. Gene Ontology annotation, biological process: peptide hormone processing. The record is from RefSeq and is a predicted model, not a curated record. Gene Ontology annotation, cellular component: trans-Golgi network; Golgi membrane.
CAAAUUGAUCCCAAAAAUCACAUCAAUUUAUCAUUAAAUGGCAUUAAUAUUGUCUCAAAUGAAGACUUAUUUACUGAGAUUUUCAUAUAUUUUUUAUAUAAUAUUUUCGCUAAUAAUUAAUGCAUUAAUUAGUGAUUCAAAACAAAUCAAAUGCAAAUCAAAGACAGACUGUCUAUUAGUGUUUAUAUUAGCCAUCAUUUGCUUAAAUCAUCACAUCUUAGGCGUCACUUGUGAUCACCAAAACAAUGACAACAAGAUGUUUACCAAUGAGUUUGCUGUGUCUCUCAAACCAGACAAAUGUGAUGACAUUAAUGCACAGACAGUCGCCAAUCGAUAUGGAUAUACAUUAGUUGGACAGAUUGGAUCAAUUGAUUGCCACUAUUUAUUACGAUUGAAUCACAUCUCCAAGAGAUCGACACAAUAUUCACAUAAAGAUCAUUCACAGCUUGAGAAGGACUCGGAUGUCCUAUGGAUACAACAGCAACAUAUCAAACGUCGUGUUAAAAGAGAUUUUAUGUAUUUCGAUGCGAAGACUGCGGCCGAUAACCCACUGCCGGAUCCAUUCAUUGUCAGCACAACAACACAUAGCAAUUCAUUAGAUAACGAAACAAUUAGAAACUCAAAAGAUGUAGAAAUACUGAAGACAAGACAUAAACGAGAUUUUGUCCGUUUGUCUGCAAAUACUCGUACCUCUAAUGUCAAUAUAAAGCGCAUGCAAUUUGAUGACCCGCGAUGGCCACAAAUGUGGUAUUUAAAUAGGGGUCAGGGCCUCGACAUGAAUGUCCAAAUGGCAUGGAAUAAGAAUAUCACUGGCAGAGGGGCCGUCGUUACAAUUCUCGAUGAUGGUCUAGAAAAAGAUCAUCCGGAUCUUAUUUCAAAUUAUGAUCCAUUGGCCAGUUUUGAUGUCAAUAAUCACGAUGAAGAUCCGAUGCCUCGAUAUGAUAUGAUAGAUUCAAACAGACACGGGACUCGAUGUGCUGGAGAAGUGGCCGCUAACGCUAAUAACAAUAUAUGCGCUGUUGGUAUUGCCUAUAAUGCCAAAGUUGGAGGCGUUCGUAUGCUUGAUGGGGAUGUGACUGAUGCCGUAGAGGCACGAUCUCUUAGUUUGAAUCCACAACACAUUGACAUAUAUAGCGCCUCGUGGGGUCCCGAUGAUGAUGGCAAGACAGUGGAUGGACCGGGAGAGUUGGCCACUCGCGCAUUCAUGGAUGGUGUCAAUAAAGGGAGAAAAGGACUUGGAUCUAUUUUUGUAUGGGCUUCGGGAAAUGGUGGUCGGGAACACGAUAAUUGCAAUUGUGAUGGAUAUACCAAUUCAAUUUGGACUCUUUCCAUAUCAAGUGCCACUGAAAAUGGAUUGGUGCCCUGGUAUAGUGAGGCCUGUUCCUCAACAUUGGCCACAACAUAUAGUAGCGGUUCAUUUGGCGAACGACAGAUUGUUACCACUGAUCUACAUCACGGUUGCACUUCCAGCCAUACGGGCACUUCGGCAUCGGCACCACUCGCUGCUGGUAUCUGUGCUCUUGUUCUGGAGGCCAAUCCCAAGUUGACAUGGAGGGAUAUGCAGCACAUAGUGGUACAAACGGCCAAACCAGCCAACCUUCACGCCAGAGACUGGAAGAUCAAUGGUGUCGGCAGAAAUGUUAGCCAUUCAUUCGGUUACGGACUACUUGAUGCCAACGCAAUGGUUGAUUUGGCCAAACAAUGGGUUACCGUUCCCUCACAAAAGUUAUGUGAAGUUAGAAGUCAACCAAUUGAUAAACUGGUUCCCGCAAAGUCUUACAUUGAGAUGUCCUUAAAGGUUUCGUGUGAAAAUGUCAAGUAUUUAGAGCACACUCAGGCAAAAGUUACACUGACUGCCACAAGAAGAGGAGAUAUUCAUGUCUAUCUGACCUCUCCGGCCGGCACCCGAUCAACUCUAUUAGCCCAGAGACCAAUGGACAACUCGAGAUCUGGUUUUCAGAACUGGCCAUUUAUGAGCGUCCAUUCGUGGGGAGAGAAUCCAAACGGAGAGUGGAGACUAGAGAUACACAAUGAGGGCAGAUAUUACAUAUCUAAUGGCCUGCAAAGCAUUUUUGGUCGAGCUUUUCUUAAAGAAUGGACUCUUGUUUUAUACGGAACGUCAGUCAGUCCCGAUAGAAGACAAGUCAAGAACAAAGAGUGGUCGGGUUUGCGUUCAAAAACCUAUACACCAACAGUGCCUUUAUCUACACCAUCGCCUGUCCAAGACUUUGCCAAUAAAGUAAUCGUUUCAGAGAAGAGUAGUCCUACCAAAGAACCGGAGCUUAUUCUAAAAGAGCCAAAUAGUAAUCAUAUCGAUGAUGAAGACAACUCUGAAAAUAUUAUUUUAUCCGACAGUCAGACAAAAAACAUUUAUAAUCGCAAAGAAGGUUGGUCUAUUUUAGUUCACGGCACGCGUCACAGCAAAAACAAUGAUAUGAUUCCCGAGGGAACGGUCGCCAGUGGUUGUGCUCAGUUUGAUCCCGUAAUGACACGAUGUAUAGACUGCAUGCCCGGCCUAUUGCUUUAUAAUGGUCAGUGUCUAGAGUCGUGUCCCGACGGAUACUUUUUGGUGGCGAAAAGCGAAUCACUUGAACACCGGUCAUCCAAUACUUCAUCAACAGUUUCCUGUAAUAGUUGUCAUUAUUCUUGUCGACGUUGUUUUGGUCCCAAUGAUAACGAGUGCGUUCAAUGCUAUUUUGACGCAACACUUCACCGAAAUGGUCAUUGUUUUGCCAAAGAGUUAGUCCAGGAAGUGGUGGCACUGGAAAAGUGGUACACAGGAGUGGCCGUUGUUUUUCUCUGUCUAUGUUUUGUAAUAUUAGUAUUAGUUAUUUAUAUAAUUACCGAUCGAAACGGCAAUAUAUUGUGUUGUUGGCUGUCCAACGGUCGUCGGGUACCCGUCUAUGACGGACUACCGCUAAACACUCAUUCAGUGGUCGUCAGCACCGAUGCGUUCAAAAAUAAACGAAAUAAAUAUCAGAUCGAAGACGUCAGUGAAGAAGACUUAUAGUAUUAAUCGUUACUUUUUUACGAA